Candidozyma haemuli is the source of this 1821-nucleotide messenger RNA. It is a transcript of the gene PSD1, whose product is annotated as phosphatidylserine decarboxylase 1. Gene Ontology annotation, molecular function: phosphatidylserine decarboxylase activity. NCBI's taxonomy places the organism in Eukaryota, Fungi, Ascomycota, Pichiomycetes, Serinales, Metschnikowiaceae. The coding region runs from base 1 to 1821 and encodes 606 amino acids. Gene Ontology annotation, biological process: phosphatidylethanolamine biosynthetic process. The transcript has a single exon. The record is from RefSeq and is a predicted model, not a curated record. Gene Ontology annotation, cellular component: mitochondrion.
AUGGUUUACCGCCCAAUGUUUAAUGCUGAAAAACUCAUGGCUAGAAGAAAAAUGUAUCCACAUUCUCCAUUCAUCAACGGGCCCCAGUCUAUGAAUAUUACCCAGCCCUUGUCCAGAGCUUCCACUAUCGCUGAAAUUAGUAUCCAAAGACUGUUCCACGACCUGACUAUGCGCAGCUCAGGCUCCCGUUUCCCCAGGUUCCCUGGCAUGCCCUCCAUCCCAGGCUUCCCACGUCCAAAAAGAACGGUUUUUUACUAUUCUACGUGGACAAGAGGCAGCAAGCGCUUGGUGCCUAACUUGAGAAUCUCCAGACGCCAUUUUUCGUCUGCUCCACUGAAGAUCAAGCACAAGACGAAAAACCUUAAAAGCGGUAUUCAAAGACGCUUCUUCUCCACCGAGGCUCGUAAGAAGCGCAGAGAGAAGAGACGCUUCGUCCGCUGGUGGACCUUGACCUCUUUGGUCAUUGUCUUGGGUGGUGUCGCCGCCAAAGUCAGAUACGAACGUUAUCUCGAUGAGGACUACGACGAUGACUACUCCCCCUUUGGAGAGCACUCUGUCAAACCAUCUUCUUGGUCGUUGUAUGCCUACUCGACUUUGCCUUUGAAGACCAUUUCUAGGUUAUGGGGCCAAUUCAAUUCCAUUAAUUUGCCAGUGUGGAUGAGAAGCCCUUCGUACACGCUCUACUCUCGUUUAUUCGGCGUGAAUAUGGACGAAAUGGAUGAACCCGACUUGACAACGUACCAAAACUUGUCUGAGUUCUUCUACCGUCGCUUAAAGCCUGGAGCCAGGCCUUUGGCUGAUACCGAUUUGGUGUCUCCCUCUGACGGUAAGGUCCUUAAGUUUGGCGUGAUUGAGGAUGGUGAGAUCGAACAGGUCAAAGGAAUGACGUACUCCAUUGACGCUUUGCUUGGCUUGUCCACUACUCGUCUUGCUGCUCCAACCCAUUCCUUGGACUUCGACCACAAAGAAGAGCACGAGACUCUCGUCAAGCGUGAUGAGGAGUUCGCCCGUUUGAAUGGCAUUUCCUACUCUAUGGAUGACCUUGUUGGUGGUGAAACCGAAAAGACUCACCAUAUCAAUGAGUUGGAGUACAAGGACGAAGGUGACCAGACUGCGUCAGACCGUAAGCCAUCAAUUGGCAAGGACCUUUCUGUUGCCCAAAACUUGGCACCUACUCCACUUGAGAAAGUAAACCAAAGCUCUCACAGAAAUCUUUACUUCGCUGUGAUCUAUUUGGCUCCAGGUGAUUACCACCGUUACCAUUCUCCUACCAACUGGGUCACAACCUUGAGACGUCAUUUCAUUGGAGAACUUUUCUCCGUUGCUCCGUUCUUCCAGAAGACUUUGCCAGGCUUGUUCGUUCUUAAUGAAAGAGUCGCUCUUUUGGGUUAUUGGAAAUAUGGUUUCUUCUCCAUGAUUCCCGUUGGUGCUACGAACGUUGGAAGUAUCGUUGUUAACUUCGAUAAAGACUUGAAGACUAAUGAUGUUUACGAACACGAGGUUUAUCUGAGAAACUCUAGGGAAUCGUCACCAAGUGAAACAACUGCAUUGCUUGAGGAUGGUAAGAGCAUUUCCCUGGAGUCUACCGACAAUUCAGUCACCAAGCCAAAGAAAUUGAAGAAGAACACUGUUUAUGAGGCGACAUACACCAAGGCUUCUAAGCUUCUUGGUGGAUUUCCAUUGUCGAAGGGAGAAGAGGUUGGAGGAUUUAAGUUGGGUUCCACUGUUGUUUUGGUGUUUGAAGCUCCAGGCAACUUCCAUUUUGACCUUGAGGUUGGUCAAAAGAUCAAAAUGGGUGAAUCUCUCGGCAGAUUCAAGUAG